AACCUGAACUUGAACCUAGGUUCACCGUUGCACCGCGCGCUUUCCAUGGUCCACGCCAGCACCGCGAGUUGUAGCCCGUUUGGGGGUGCGGGACCCUCCAGUAUGUUCGUGGGGCAGCAUAAAUUUUAUCUAGCUCGGCCAAGCAUCCUGGCUGGCUUCGGUGCCGCCCGCUCUCUUCAGGACCUGGGCAGCCUAGCGAACGAGGCUACAGCCGCUACUGCCGCGGUCAACGCCAUCGCCACCGCCUUGCCAGCAUUUCCACACCCGCAAGACAGCCGCGUGGCCGGCCCGGCAGCAGCCAGCACGACCCACAUCAAUGGAUCGGCGGCAGUAGCAGGAGCAGCAGCAGCGUGCGCAGGAGGCUGCUGCGGGGAGGCUGCGGCUGUGGCCGCUGCUACUGCCAUCCACACCGACACAGUCGCCGCGCCGGCGGCUGCGCAGCAGUUAACAAUAAUGAACCGCCGCCGCAGUCUGGACAGCUGCUACUGCCGCCACAGCCUGCAGGACUCACGCCACGCACCUCGGCCCCGACACGAGUACGUCAUCAGCUCAGCCGCACGCGGCAGUAGCACCAGCCUCAGCACCAGUCUAAGCACUGCUGCUACUGCCACAAGCAGUGGCGGCUUCACCAUGCCGACUGUUGCCCCUGGCACGAGCGGCGCCUACGCGCCCCCGCCACGUGAGGAACCGGCGCUCGCGCCACCGCCCACGUCCUCGCCCCUGCUACAGCCGGCGGCUGGCAGCGGCAGUAGCCUGCUGUCGCUGCCGCAGCCGCUGCUACAGCGCAUUCUGCUGUCCGUGUCGGGCGGCCCCGGGAGGGAUGGGGGAGCGCUGUGCGCAUGUCGUGCGCUCCACACCGCAUGGCUCACAGAUCUGUCCCAACCCGAGCCCGCCUCCCGGCUGCUACUGCGCCUUCACCGGCAGUGGUGCAUCGGCAGUAGCAGCAGUAAUUGUGCGGGUGGCUGGGGCGAGUGCGGCUGUAGCAGUGGCGGCAGCUGCUGCGGCGCCAGCAGGGCAGCAGCCACAGGAGCAGGAGCGGCAGGAGCAGUGGCGGCGGACGUGGAGGCGGCUGUAGCAGCGGUGUACCGGCGGCGGGGGCUGCGGCGGCUGCUACUGCCGGACGGGCCGCAGCACGCGCAGCAGCGGGCAGCCACGCUGGUGGAUCUGGCGCUGCUGCUACAGCGGCAGCGGCAGCGGGCACAGCAGCGCUACAGCCAGGGCCAGGGGAAGGAGCAGGGCCAGGGCCAGGGCCAGGGCCAGGGCCAGCGGCAGGGGCAGGGCCAGCAGGGGCCUCAGGGCCACUCCGGCGCUGCCGUCACAGAACACGGCAAUAGCAGGACCGGCGGCGCACAGGCGCAGCAGCUGCUGGUGGGUCCACCUGUAGCGGCGCCUCAGCGGCCGCAGCCCACCAUCGCCACCUUCAUCGCCGGCGCCCGCGAGGGACGUCCUGUGCGGCCAGAGGCAGCGGCAGUAGCAGCAGGAAGGGCAGCUCCAGGAGCAGCAGUAGCACAAGGAGACCGGCCGCACCCAAGUGUCACCGGCCGCGAACCGCUGCGGCAGGCGACUGUGCACGUCAACGUCGCUCCUUCCCUUCCCCAGUAUCGCCAGACCCUGUGCCGCACCUCCCUCACCAGCAGCACGGUUCCCACCGCCAUCACCACCACCUUCACCACCGCCGCCUCCAAGGCCACCGCAAGCGCCACACGCCCAAACCAUGCCGCAACCGCCGCCGCCACGCCCUGCGGCCCCUGGCUGCUGGUCGCCGGCGGCGGCGACGGCGGAGGAGCGCGCCGCGGCGGCGGCGGCGGCGCUGGCGGCGGCGGCGGUGGCGGGCGGCGACUGCGGGGCGGUGGUCAGCCUGCUGCGGCUGGUGCCGUGUGGCCGGGCGCGGGCGGCGGAAGUGGACCGGGUGCUGGUCCGGCUGGGGCGGCGGGGUAGCGUGGCAGGCUAGGCAGCCGGGUUAGAGGCUAGGGUUAGACGCUUGGAGCAAGCUAAGAGCAGGGCUAGGGCGGGGCGCAUGGGCGGGGCGCUAGGACAGGGUAAGCUAGGGCGGGGCUUUAGGGCAGGGCUAGGGCACAUGUAGAGAGCUGGGGUUAGAUAGAGGGCGGAGCUUAUGGACCGAUCGGAUGCAGUGUUUGCGGCGGCGGCGCCGGCGCCGGCGGAUGAGGCAAUGAUGUGGGGGGGGGGGUGUAUGUAAGCUUUCAGGCACCUGCAGAUUAGCUACGGAACAGUUGUGGUUUGUGGAAUGACUACCUGUUGAGCGCUGCAUGUUUCUCGUAGUUGUGGUCACAAGGCAUCCACACACAGUAAUUGGAUUCAUGUCUGCUCAUUAAUCUGUUCUCAAGUUCGGCUAUGCGCAAGCACGCGCCGAGUACGCACACGGUGGGUGCGCACUGCGCACCCUAUUCCAGAGGCCUCAGCAGCAAGGGCGCCAGUAUGUACGGCGUGGUGGUGCCCGAGCCAAUAAAGGCUACGGCCGUGGGGAUGGCCACCGGUUUGACGGUUUCUUGGAGAGGAUUAAAUUGGUUCGAAGGGCCGCCUGGGUCCCCCUGGGACGGCUGGGAGGGCUGCACACACACGUGCCGUACGCUUUGUCUGCCGGUCAUUUGCAGUCUGUGUCACAGUGCCAGUGCCAGAGUACAGCAUGCUGCAGGCAUUUCCUGGUUUGAGUGCGGAACGGAAGAAUCCACGCCCCACGCCUCCGCCGGCCUCCACCGCGGUCCGCCACGGUUACUCAAGUUUUGCGAGUGCGUCACGUGCGCGAGCUCACGUGGCCGGGGUGCCAGGCGUGCUGGCGGGGAAGGGCGCUCGUUCGAUGGCACUUUUUAGUCGCGGUUUUGAAGCUGCGACAGUGUUAGGAUAGUGAUGCUGGUGAAGCAUUGUGUUCACUGUUAAUUGCGAUCGGUCCACACGACUGCAGCGGGCGCUGCGGGGCGGGCGCGCGCGCAAAGAGCGCUGAAUGGUUCCUGUGACCUCAUGCACUGUUGUGUUCCAGCAAUUUAGCUGACAGAGGCAGCGGGGAAGGGGCCGAGAGGGAAGGAGGCGCAAGGGAAGGAGCAAGGCGGCUAGGGUUUUGCCGCACCCCGUGCCGCCGACACGAGUUCGCAGAGGCCAGGCCGGAAGGACGGAGUGCCUCAACUGGCUGGCUGCGGCCGCAGGGCUCACCAACAGUGUAAUAUUAUAUUUGU
Messenger RNA from Chlamydomonas reinhardtii, 3188 nucleotides. RefSeq lists its product as uncharacterized. The coding region runs from base 103 to 1938 and encodes 611 amino acids. The transcript has 2 exons. The record is from RefSeq and is a predicted model, not a curated record. NCBI's taxonomy places the organism in Eukaryota, Viridiplantae, Chlorophyta, Chlorophyceae, Chlamydomonadales, Chlamydomonadaceae.